This is a messenger RNA of Drosophila ficusphila, 647 nucleotides long. RefSeq names its product complex III assembly factor LYRM7. Lineage: Eukaryota; Metazoa; Arthropoda; Insecta; Diptera; Drosophilidae. Bases 166 to 579 code for a protein of 137 amino acids. The transcript has 4 exons. Gene Ontology annotation, biological process: mitochondrial respiratory chain complex III assembly. The record is from RefSeq and is a predicted model, not a curated record.
AAUAUUGAAAUUAUUAAUUAACUUAAUGCCUAGUUCAACGUUAUUCCUCUUCUAAAAAUGUUGUCUUAAAAAUAUUGUCAAGAAAACGACAGCCUUAUAACAUAUCAUAAAAAUACUGGUCUGCAAGCUGGCAGCUCUGUCCUCAUCAGCUGUUAGCAUCCAAAAAUGUCCAACUUACGGCGCGAGGUGCUAAGUACUUUUAAGAAGCUCCAUCGGACACGACAGUAUGUGUUUCAAGGCGAUGCGAACGCUUUAGCGGCAGGACGACUAAAAAUCAAUGAAUCUUUCCUGCAGAACCGCAACGAAACCAACGAGGAUGAGAUUCAAAAGAUGAUCAAACUGGCGCAGGAUGUGGACUUGGAGCUGCGCACGAAUGUGAUCCAAGCCCAAAAGAAGGAUGACGGUGUUUAUGAGCUCAGAAUUACGCCGGAGACGACGCGGCUGGACAAUGUGGUCUUCAAUCCCGAUGCAGUGAUCGAGAAACCUCGCAGGCGGCGUGGUGAAAAGAACACCGAAGGUUGCUGCGGCGGAGCUGCUAUGGCGGCUUUGGAGUCCGAGGUCCAGGCCCGCAACAAAUAAAAAUUAUGUAUAUUAAUUAGCUCUAGUCAAAAUGCUUUUGUUCUGAUCAAGAAUUUCGUUUAUCUUUA